UCUGUCAGAUGCAUGCAUGUGAAGGAUUUGCUGUGUGUGUUUGUGCUCGGCAGAAGCGGAGCUAUCAUUGGCAGAAGAGCGGGCAGUUCGUCCUUCAGUCGGUCGCACAGAUCCUGACGUGGCACCCCACAGGCUCGUGUGUGCUGACGGGCUCGUCGUGUCUGCAGCUGUGGUGUGACGCUCAGUCCAGCGCAGAGACCGAACCCGCUGCUCCUCAGCGCUCCUGGAGAAGCGUAUGGCAGUGCAAGUCCGCCGCUCCCACUCACUUCAUCAAGUUCUCCCCGGAUGGAGAGUUUUUUGCCACCGCAGGACAGGACGACUGUCUGGUGAAGGUGUGGUACAGCAGCAGUAAAUGGCAAGCAGACGUCACCAAACUCUUCACGCCGCUCGACCUGCGCUCCGGAGCCGAGAUCAACUUCUCCUUCAUUUACCUGGCUCACCCUCGCUCCGUCACCGGCUUCUCCUGGAGGAAGACCAGCAGAUACAUGCCCAGAGGCGCCGUGUGUAACGUGCUGCUGACCUGCUGCAAGGACAGCGUGUGUCGCCUGUGGGCCGAAACACUGCUGCCCAGCGACUGUCUUCUGUCUGGACUCAGACACAAUCACUGCAGCAAUGACGUGAUGAAGAAUAACAGCAUGAAGAAGAGCUCCAGCGACACCCGAGCGCAGAACCAGAACCCGCUGGAGCUGAAGCUGAAUCCGUCGUGGAGAGAGGAGGUGCGCUGUUUAUCUCAGCUCUCAUACAGCGGUCCUCUGCCCCAGCAGCAGAACAAACACAACGCCCAUCGCACCAACAUGUUGCACGCCAACGCACUGUGCCACUUCCACAUCGCCGCCAGCAUCAACCCAGCCACAGACAUCCCUCUGCUGCCCUCCAUCUCGUCCAUGAACGGCUCUGAUGAGGAGGAACCGGGCGGCCCGUUCACCGUUCACUGGCUCAACAACAAAGAGCUGCACCUGACGCUGAGCAUGGAGGUGUUUCUACAGCAGCUGAGGAGCAGCGGCGAGCAGAACGGACCCACAGAGCGCUACGGUACCGUGUGCAUCAUCGUUUCCUUCGUGUCCAGGAUUCCCGUGGCCUUCCCCACCGGCGACGCCAACUCUCUCAGCCGCAGCGUGGUCAUGUACGCCUGCAACAGAAAUGUGGACCUGGCCAUGCAGCACGGCCGUCAGCGUCCCGCGGGCCUGCCACACUCGUCCUCCUCGGCUCUGAUCGGACAGAGCCAGAACAAAACCUCCUCCAGCAGCCUGCGUCUCAGCAUCUUCACCCCCAGUGUCCUGAUGAUCUCCAAACAUGCCGACGGUUCGCUCAACCAGUGGGCCGUCAGCUUCGCCGAGGACUCGGCCUUCUCCACGGUGCUCAGCGUGUCUCAUAAGUCACGGUACUGCGGUCAUCGCUUCCACCUCAACGAUCUGGCCUGCCACUCUCUGCUGCCGCUGCUGCUUACCACCUCGCACCACAACGCCCUGAGGACGCCCGCCGCCGCUCUGACCGCCCCGGCCCGCAGGAGCAGAGUCUCGCAGGACCCCAGCGCCAUCUACAGCGAGCUGAUCCUAUGGCGGGUGGAUCCGGUGGGGCCGCUGUCGUUCUCUGGUGGCGUGUCGGAGCUGGCCAGGAUCAACUCGCUGCACGCCUCCGCCUUCUCUAACGUGGCCUGGCUGCCCACGCUCAUCCCCAGCAACUGCCUCGGCUUGCCUCACUCGUCCUCCUCCGCUCUGAUCGGACUGAGCCAGAGCAAACCCUCCUCCACCAGCCUGCGUCUCAGCAUCUUCACCCCCAGUGUCCUGAUGAUCUCCAAACAUGCCGACGGUUCGCUCAACCAGUGGGCCGUCAGCUUCGCCGAGGACUCGGCCUUCUCCACGGUGCUCAGCGUGUCUCAUAAGUCACGGUACUGCGGUCAUCGCUUCCACCUCAACGAUCUGGCCUGCCACUCUCUGCUGCCGCUGCUGCUUACCACCUCGCACCACAACGCCCUGAGGACGCCCGCCGCCGCUCUGACCGCCCCGGCCCGCAGGAGCAGAGUCUCGCAGGACCCCAGCGCCAUCUACAGCGAGCUGAUCCUAUGGCGGGUGGAUCCGGUGGGGCCGCUGUCGUUCUCUGGUGGCGUGUCGGAGCUGGCCAGGAUCAACUCGCUGCACGCCUCCGCCUUCUCUAACGUGGCCUGGCUGCCCACGCUCAUCCCCAGCAACUGCCUCGGUGUGUAUGGAAACUCACCCAGUGCCUGCUUCAUCGCUAGUGACGGACACUCGCUCCGACUCUAUCAGGCCAUCAUCGAGGCCAAGAAACUGCUGAGUGAACUCUCCAACCCCGACAUCUCCAAAUAUGUUGGAGAGGUGUUUAACAUCAUCAGCCAGCAGUCGACGGCCAGACCAGGCUGCAUCAUUGAGCUUGAUGCCAUCACAGACUUUCAGGGGAAAGAGACGCAGCUGCUGCACGUGUUCGAGGAGGACCUGAUCUUGGGAAGCGAGAAAGUAGACGACUGCCUGCAGGAUUCUGUUCCCAGCCGGACGCUCUUCUCCGCUCGCUUCUACCUGGUGGUGGUGGAGAUCACUCAGAGCGGCAGGUCGCUCCUGCACAUGUGGCAUCUACAGCUGGACGCAGUUCCCGUCGUUAUGGAGCAAACUCAAACUCCAGACAGAGAGACUGUGUCUCCAUCAUUUAACUUUGAGACGGUCGGCUCGCCACAAACCCCGAGACCCAAACUGAAGACGUCUAACCUCCAGAGCGCCUGCCGCCUCACUCUGACCAACACAAAAGUCUUCAGCCAGGAGCUGGAUCUGCCGCAGGGCGUUGAAGUCAUUCGUGUGUCACCUGCUGCAGGUCAUUUGAGCGCCUCGUCUCUGCAGCCGGCCGGACGCUCUCCGUAUCUGCUGGCCACGUCUUGCUCAGACGGAUCGGUCCGGUUCUGGAGGUGCAGCGCCGUCUCUGACCCCGAUGGCUCUGCUGACCCGUCAUACGUCUGGGAGGAGUGGGCUUUGCUUGUGGAGGAGGGCGAGGCCAGCAGCAGCGCUCUGAGCGUGUCCGGUCAGCUCAUGGGUCUCAGCUGCUGUCACACCAGCAGAGUCGCAGUCGCGCACCGGAGCCACGAACCCAUCAUGCACAUCAGCAUCUUCCAGUGCGACUCCACCGGAGGCUCUCAGUGGAUUCUGGAGCAGACGCUUAAAGUCUGCGGUGCAUACAGCCCCAGUGCCAACGACUGUGAUAAAAUCCUGAGUAACGGCUGUUCAGUUAAGAGGCAGGUCCACUUAGACUGGGUUUCCAGAGAAGAUGGCUCUCACAUAUUAACUGUAGGUCUAGGAUCCAAACUUUACAUGUACGGGAUGCUUUCUGGAACACCUCCAGAUCUGGGUCUGUCCGAUUGCAGUAAUCGACAGCACAGCUCUCAAUUGGUGCUCCUCCGAGUGGUGGAUCUGGUGUCGUCGGUUGAAGGUUCGCUACCCAUCCCUGUCUCUCUAUCUUGGGUGCGAGAUGGCAUCUUAGUAGUCGGGAUGGAUUGCGAAAUGCACGUGUACUCCCAGUGGCAGCCGCCGGCUCCUGUCAAACUGUCACGCACUGGUAGCGUGACGUCGGUGAAACAGGAGGGACUCAGUCCGAAUCCUUCGAAAAAGACCCUCACCAGAUCCAUGACUAGUUUGGCUCAGAAACUCAGUGGAAAGAGAACCGUGUACGACCUCCCGGCCGAGAUGGAGGAUUCUGGGUUGUUUGAGGCGGCCUAUCACCUGUUUCCUACUCUGCCCCAGUAUCACCCAGUGCAGCUGUUGGAGCUCAUGGACCUCGGGAAGGUGCGCCGGGCCAAAGCCAUCCUGUCCCAUCUGGUGAAGUGCAUUGCUGGGGAGAUCGUGUCUAUGAAGGACACUGCGAUAAACCAGGAGCGGCGUCUGCGCUCGCUCACCAUCAGCGCCAGCGGAAGCACCGCCCGAGACCCGAAGAUGUUCAGCAAAGCUGAGAGCUCCGACUACACCGAAAUCGACUCCAUCCCGCCGCUGCCUCUGCAUGCGCUGUUAGCCGCCGACGAGGAGACCGCUCCUAGUGCCAAAGAACGAUCGGAGAGCGUGAGCGCUCACGGCCAAAGCGACGCUUACAACGAGCUCUUCCAGACCACCGGCGUCAGUGUGGAUGACAUGGACCCUUUUGAUGGAGAUGAGGAGGAUGCAAACGCUAAAGUCAUUGAUUUGUCAAAGUACAGCCCUACGUUCUUCGGCUCCGAACAUGCACAGGUGUUAUCGGGACACCUGCUUCACUCCAGCCUGCCGGGCCUGACGCGGAUGGAGCAGAUGUCUCUGAUGGCUCUGGCGGACACCAUCGCUUCCACCAGCACCGACAUUGGAGAAAGCCAAGGGAAAGGCCAAGGUGGAGAGACGCUGGAUGAAUGUGGGCUGAAGUUCCUGCUGGCCGUCCGCCUGCACACCUUCCUCCUCACGUCUCUGCCUCCGGCUCAUCGCGCUCCGCUUCUCUGCCAAGGACUGUCCACCUGUCACUACGCCUGGGCGUUCCACUCCGAGGCCGAAGAGGAGCUGCUCAACAUGCUUCCGGCCCUGCAGAAAGGAGAGCCCGCGUGGCCCGAGCUGAGAGCCAUGGGCAUGGGCUGGUGGCUCAGGAGCACCAACAAGCUUCGCAGAUGCAUUGAGAAGGUAGCAAAAGCUGCUUAUCAGAGAAACAACGACCCGUUAGACGCAGCCUUGUUUUAUCUGGCCAUGAAGAAGAAAGCUGUGGUCUGGGGACUGUACAGGUCCCACCAUAACGUGAAGAUGACGGCGUUCUUCAGCAAUAACUUCAGUGAAGACCGCUGGAGGAAGGCAGCGCUGAAGAACGCUUUCUCUCUGCUCGGAAAGCAACGUUUCCAGCAUUCAGCGGCUUUCUUUCUGUUGGCCGGAUCCCUGAAAGAUGCUGUUGAGGUUUGUAUAGAGAAGAUGCAGGACCUUCAGCUGGCUCUGGUGGUCUGUCGGCUGUACGAGUCUGAGUUCGAGAUGUCCUGCAGCUACAAGCGAAUCCUGCAGAGGCAUGUGUUGGGUCAAGACCAGCAGAUCGCAGCCCAUCAGGACCCUUUCUUACGCAGCAUGGCGUACUGGGUCUUAGAUGACUACAGCAGGGCUUUGGACACGCUGCUCGAGCCCAAUGCAGACACGUCACAUGAAGGAACCGGAUCGUCUCCCUGUAGUCCUGAUGUUUUUAACUUCUACACCUACCUCCGCACACACCCGCUGCUGCUGCGCCGUCACUUCGGCUCCUGUGAUAAAGCUAAAGUGGGUCUGACCGCUGAAGGCCGCGCCAUCAGCCUCACAGAGAGGAGGCUCUUCUUCACCGCCGCUUAUGCACACUUACAGGCCGGCUGCCCCAUGCUGGCUUUAGAGGUGCUCUCCAAAAUGCCAAAGGUCGUGAAGCGCUCAAAGCCGUGCGAGAAUUCGUCCGUGUCGUCGAGCGAGCACAAAGACCAGGCCUCGGCUCCGUGGCCGGUUCUCAACGGCUUGGAGUCCGUGUCCUCGCUCUCGUCUCCCAGAGAGGACAGCCAGUCGGACUCUGUGCUCAGUUUCGACUGGAGCCAGCCGUCUGUCACCCUGCAGGACGACCCUCUGGAUCUCAAGUGGGACAGCGAUAAAGACGACUCGGACGAGGAAGAAUCAGGCCUGGCGAUGAAGACCAUCCGUCCGGAGAAAGACGACGGCACUCCGGAAGCGACAUCCACCCCCAGGGAUCACGCCGUAGAUCACGGCGCGGACGAUUCGCCUGCACUGACCGAGGACAUCCUCGCCGCGCAGCUGAAGUUCAGCUCCUGUCUGAAGAUCCUCACCACAGAGCUGCGGACGCUGUCCACGGGAUACGAGCUGGACGGAGGGAAGCUGCGGCAUCAGCUGUGUCACUGGCUGGAGCGAGCCGUGGCGGCGCUGCAGAGAUGCUGCGGAUACAACCCCUUCCUCCAGCACCUGCCCGAGGGCAUCUCGGCCGACCUGAGCCAGGUGGAGGAUCUGGAGGAGCGGGGCGCGGCGGAGCAGGCCCGAGAGCUGCAGCACCGGCGCAGACUGUGGCUGAAGAGGAACCAGCCGCUGCUGCGCAUCUUCCUCAGCUACUGCAGCCUACACGGCUCUCACGGAGGAGGACUGGCCUCCGUCAGGAUGGAGCUCAUUCUGCUGCUGCAGGAGUCCCAGCAGGACGACAGUCUGCAGAUCUCCGUUCCCGCUCCGCAGCACCUGUCUGUUCCUCUUUUCCUGGCGUGGACCGCCAGCUCCAAAACAGUGGUGGCCAAUCCCAUAGUGCACCUGACCAACCUCACGCAUGACAUACUGCACACCAUCAAUGCUCUGGACGCGCCUCCGCACCCGGAUAUCGUCAACAACGAGAUCUACGUGAUGCACACGCUGGCUGCUUCCCUCUCCGCCUGCAUCUAUCAGUGUCUCUGUGACGGACACAGCUACAGCCACGUGAAUCCGUUCACGGGCAUCACCUACCAGAGCGUCCUGCUUACCCAUCAGCCCCCGGUGAGGAGCGUCAGCAUCGAGGAGGCCAUCCUGCCCAACACCUCUCCUGCGCAGUGGCCUGGUGUGAGCGUCCUGAUGCGGCUGCUGAGCGCGUCUGGAGACGAGAGCCAGCCCGGUCUGCCUGUGCUCCUGUGUGAGAUCCUGACCGCCGUCAUCCUCAGCCUCUUCGUCCACGGUCUGGCCACUCACUCCAGCCACGAGCUCUUCCGCAUCGUCGCUCACCCGCUCAACAGCAGGCUGUGGGUGUCUGUGUUCGGCGGCGGCGCUCGUGCUCCUGUGCCGGAGAAGCCCAGCUCACCCACAGUGGAAGAUGUGGAGCGGAGGCAGCGGCGUUCCCGGCUGAGCUCAUCACGCAGUAACUCCAGAGAGGUUCCCGACAGUCCGGUCAGUCCCAGACCCGUGGUGAUGGAGCCGGACACAUCCGUCUGUAAAGAGCGCUUUGUGCCGCCUGAGCUCAGCAUCUGGGAUUAUUUCAUCGCAAAGCCGUACCUGCCUCCGUCUGCCAGCCGAGUGGAGUAUGACUCUGAGGAGAGCCAAGGCAGUGAGGAAGAGGAGGAUGAGGAAGAGGAAGAUGAGGAUGAGGAUGAAGGAGAUCCAUUUGAUUCCGACUCUCCACUGGCAGAGCAUUCCAACAAUAACUCGUACAGCUGGUGUCUGAUGCGCUUGGCCAUGGUGCAGACCGUCCUGGUCAACCUCAAGACCUUCUACCCAAUGGCAGGUCACGACCUCUUAGAUCUGCCCGUGUGCUCGCCGCUCUGUCACGCCGCUCUCAAGACACUCCAGCGCUGGGAGCAGUUGCUGCUCAAGAGGUUGGAGAUUUUUGGAGGUCCUCCGUCGAAGUUCAUCUGCACUCAGCUUUUGGAGGACAGCGUGUCGUCGGGUCCGGCGCUGCUGCGGCACAAAGCCCUGUUUGAGCCCUCCAACACGCCCUUUAGGUCCCGCCGGCGCUCUGCUCUGCCCGUCAGACGGCUGUGGCAGUAUCUGGUCAAACAGGAAGAAGUUCAGGAGACGUUCAUACGAAACAUCUUCACCAAGAAACGAGAUCAGAAUGAGAUCGAGGCCGGUCUGGGGUUUCCUGGAGGAAAAGCUCGGAUCAUCCACAAGGAGUCGGACAUCAUCACGGCGUUCGCCAUCAAUAAGGCCAAUCGCAACUGUUUAGUGAUCGCCUCCACCCACGACAUCCAGGAGCUGGAUGUGUCCUCCAUCCUCGCCACGCAGAUCCUGACCUGGGUCGAUGACGAGAACGAGGCCGAGGUCAAAGGGACGGAUGAUUUCCUGGUGGUUCACGCUCGGGACGACUUCAGCGCGCUUCACGGCAGCACACCCUAUACCCACAGCAGCCCCGGGACACCCAUCAACAUGCCCUGGCUGGGGAGCCUGCAGACGGGCCGAGGAGCCGCCGUGCUCAUCAAACGCAACAUCAACAACGUGAGGCGGAUGACGUCACACCCCACGCUGCCCUACUAUCUGACCGGAGCUCAGGACGGCAGCGUGCGCAUGUUUGAGUGGGGUCACUCACAGCAGAUCAUCUGCUUCAGGAGCCCCGGAAACUCCAGGGUCACCAGGAUACGCUUCAAUUAUCAGGGCAAUAAGUUUGGGAUCGUGGUUGCGGACGGAGCGCUCAGUCUCUGGCAGACCAGUACCUCAGGAAACACUCCCAAACCCUAUCUGACACUUCAGUGUCACAAUAAGACGGCGAAUGACUUUGUGUUUGUGGGCUCGUCGUCUCUCAUCGCCACUGCAGGCCUGUCCACAGACAACAGGAACGUGUGUCUGUGGGAUACGCUGGUCACGCCGGCAUACAGUCUGGUUCACGGCUUCAGCUGUCACGAGUCUGGCUCCACGGUUCUGGCUCUGGCGUCUAAACAGCAGCUGCUGCUCAGCGGAGGCCGGAAGGGCUGGAUCAGUGUUCUGGACCUCAGUCUGAAGAUCCAGCGCCAGAGUUUCCAGGCGCACGACUCGGCCGUCAAAGCACUGGCCAUCGACGCCAGCGAGAGCUGCUUCAUCAGCGGAUCGGCCGAGGGCAACAUCAAGGUCGUUAUAUACUGCUUCAGCUGUCACGAGUCUGGCUCCACGGUUCUGGCUCUGGCGUCUAAACAGCAGCUGCUGCUCAGCGGAGGCCGGAAGGGCUGGAUCAGUGUUCUGGACCUCAGUCUGAAGAUCCAGCGCCAGAGUUUCCAGGCGCACGACUCGGCCGUCAAAGCACUGGCCAUCGAUGCCAGCGAGAGCUGCUUCAUCAGCGGAUCGGCCGAGGGCAACAUCAAGUUUGAGUUUUAG
Molecule: messenger RNA, 8750 nt
Organism: Sinocyclocheilus grahami
Lineage: Eukaryota; Metazoa; Chordata; Actinopteri; Cypriniformes; Cyprinidae
Product: dmX-like protein 1
Exons: 42
Coding region: 9-8750 (2913 amino acids)
Biological process (GO): vacuolar acidification
Cellular component (GO): RAVE complex
Molecular function (GO): protein binding
Source: RefSeq, a predicted model, not a curated record